AGCAUGACUACAAAUAAAAGAAGUAUUGUAUAUUUCUACGAGCCUACGGUUGGGAAUUUUCAUUAUGGAGCCAAUCAUCCAAUGAAACCACAUCGCUUAACUCUAACUCAUAAUUUAGUGUUCUCUUAUCAGCUGCAUAAGAAAAUGAAAGUCUACCGACCUUAUCAAGCUACUUCUCAUGAUAUGUGCAAAUUUCACUCCGAAGAUUACAUCGAAUUUUUGCAACGUUCAAUUGGACAAAGUGCAAGCGACGUUUUUCCAAUAAAAAAUUGUAGUAGCUUCAACAUCGGGGAUGACAGUCCCAUGUUCCCUGGAUUGUAUAGGUUUUGCGCUCUAACUUCCGGCGCGUCCCUUGACGGUGCACGCAAAAUUAAUAACAAACAGUGCGACAUUGCUGUGAAUUGGUCCGGUGGUCUGCAUCAUGCGAAAAAGAGUGAAGCUUCAGGCUUUUGUUACGUCAAUGAUAUAGUGCUGGCUAUUCUUGAGCUUCUGAAGUACCAUCAAAGAGUGCUAUAUGUUGAUAUCGAUAUUCAUCAUGGUGAUGGGGUGCAGGAAGCGUUUUAUCUGACGGACAGAGUAAUGACAGUAUCGUUUCACAAGUACGGAAACUCUUUUUUCCCUGGCACCGGAGAUAUGUAUGAAAUUGGUAAAGAAGCUGGUAAAUAUUUCUCGGUGAAUGUUCCUCUAAAAGACGGAAUGGAUGAUGUGAGUUACCGAAGUAUUUAUCAACCUACGGUUAAAGCUAUUAUGGAUCACUAUAGACCAAACGUGGUAGUGUUGCAAUGUGGAGCCGAUUGCCUUGCAGCUGAUCGAUUGGGAUGUUUCAAUAUGAGUAACUACGGUCAUGGUGAUUGCGUUCGUUACAUGCUAGAGUUUGAUGUACCAGUAUUGGUACUAGGAGGUGGGGGAUAUACGAUGCGGAAUGUAGCUCGUUGCUGGACAUACGAAACAUCUGUGUUGGUCGGAGAAGAAAUCAGCAAUGAUCUGCCUCAAACUGAAUAUUACUCGUACUUUGCUCCAGAUUUUACUCUGCACCCAGAAACCGUUUGUAAAAUGGACAACCAAAACUCAAAGCAAUACCUGGAUGACAUUAGGAAAAUGACAGUUGAAAUGUUGAAAAGUGUAGCUUCGGCGCCAAGUGUACAAAUGCAACAUGUUCCUGAUGAUCUGAUCCAAGAUGAUCCCAGGGACUGGGCGGACUCGAAUCCAGAUCAAAGGGAAGACGCCACUGAAUUAUCAAAGAGAGUGGAAAAAGACAAUGAGUAUUACGAUGGUGAUAAGGACCAGGACUGAGUUUGUUUUAUGUAUGUCUUUUGGUCAUUUCAUUGCUUGAGGAAAACGUGAUUGGAGUGUAGAUGUUGGGUCUGUUUGGUGAAUUGGGCCUUAAGUCCAGUUAAGAACCAGAACACAUGUAGUGACGUAGAAUGGAAAGUUUAAUAUGAGAAAAUUUGUUUAUUGGACAAAAAUUUACUCUUCGAGAACUUGU
This is a messenger RNA of Symsagittifera roscoffensis, 1486 nucleotides long. RefSeq names its product histone deacetylase 3-like. The record is from RefSeq and is a predicted model, not a curated record. Gene Ontology annotation, cellular component: nucleus. Lineage: Eukaryota; Metazoa; Xenacoelomorpha; Acoela; Convolutidae. Gene Ontology annotation, molecular function: histone deacetylase activity. Bases 4 to 1293 code for a protein of 429 amino acids. The transcript has a single exon.